UCUGGGCAGCAGAUGUCAUCGGCUAGUGUUGCUCAGCCGUUCUUUCAGCAGCAGAGGCCCGUUUUCACUCCUUCGGCAGGGUAUUCUCAACCUGCCGCUUCGUUUGGUGGCCAGCGGGGCCGUGGUUCAGGAGGGCGUGGUUUUGGUGGCCGUGGGAACGGUGGUAGAGGCUCGGGUAGUUACAGUUCUUCUCAGGCACCGCAGCAGGGACAGGGUCAGGCCAGAGUAUUUGCUCUGACUCCUCAGGAUGCUCGUGCAUCAAACGCCGUGGUGCAAGACCCGUCGACUGUUCGUGCUUCGGAGUCUACGCAGGGUUAGCUGUUUGCCAAGAUCACGUGGAUAAGCAAGCAGUUUAUGAUUUGAAAGCUGGUCCACUCCGAUUCUUUUGAUUCCUCGGAGGUUUUUAUGUUAUUAAACUAGUUUCUAUUUUUCGAACUCUUAGACCGCAGUAGAACUAGUUAUUUAUUUCAUUGGAUUAUUAUAC
Messenger RNA from Mercurialis annua (annual mercury), 484 nucleotides. RefSeq lists its product as uncharacterized. The record is from RefSeq and is a predicted model, not a curated record. The transcript is spliced from 3 exons. The coding region runs from base 13 to 318 and encodes 101 amino acids. Lineage: Eukaryota; Viridiplantae; Streptophyta; Magnoliopsida; Malpighiales; Euphorbiaceae.